CUUGGCAGUUGUUAUUACGCGGGAUCUUUCUUCUUUAACAAACACAAUAAUCAAAAGUUGCAAUUUCAUGCUCCUGUGCUAUGAUUUUUAUUGGGUGUGUGGGUUCCAGCCUUACAUAGAAUUGGAAUGUAGUUUUAACAGGGAUAGGAUACUGCACCUCCAGUUUCUUCACAAACAACCAGCAAAUUAUGUCCAGCGCCUCAGAAAUUCCACAAGACCAAGCGGAGGAGGAGAAUGUCUCAAAACCUCAGAACCAAGAAACCAUCCCCACCACCACCCCGGAUAUUACCCAACAAGAAGCCGCCCAGGUGGCCGCGGCCGGGUCGGCAAAUCCUCCCACUCCAGUCAACGACACUGCAAAGGCAGCAAAUGCUGGGGACCAGCUAAAGGUGUCCAGCAGCUCAGAAAUCGCAGCAGAAGAGAAUGCAACAGACACUGCGCAGGCAGCAACUGCUCAAAACCAGCAAAAGAUGUCCAGCAGCCCAGCAAUACCAGAAGAGGAAGCAAUAGCCAAUUCCCCUAAUCCUCCCGAGUCCACAACGAGCAACCAGAAUCAAGAAAAACCGUCCAAUGUCCAAGAAAUUUCUCCGGGUGCAGGCGUAGCCGCUUCAACUGGUCAUCCAAAACUCGACUGUUCAGCCCAGCCCACAGAAACCCGGAGUCAAGAAACUGGUUUUUCCAGUGUCCCAGAAAAUACACCAGAGGAAGCCGAAGCCAAAGCCAAAGAUGCCGACGCCACCACUCCUCCUAAACUCGAUAAUACUCCUGCUCAGUCCACCACCAGUGAAAUAACCCAUGAUCUAAAGAAAACUGAUGAAAAUGAAGCUCCAAAGAAAGAUUUAACCACCAAAGGCAGCACUAGUCCUCCUGUAAAUGAAACCCCAAAACAAGAUUCAACCAAUGCUUCCCCAAAACCAGGUUCCUUUCCGACAGGCGUCCGUUCGAAAAAAGACUCAAUCUGCCUCCCUUUUCUAGGCUUCCACAAAUCCAUGGAGAAAAAACCACAAUCCAAGAAGAAGCCAGUCCAAGACAGCACUGCCACUACUUCUUCUGGCAAAGAUGAGCUUCGCAAGUUGAUUGAUGCAGAUAUUAAGUACAUAGAGAAGGAGAUAAUCAACCUCGACAAGUACAAGGACCAAGUACUUUCGCAGGUAAAUGAGGCAAAGCAGAGGUUUGACAAUCUCAGCAGCAAUGAUCAAGGUACCGAAAGAGAAUUUGACGAUCUCAGGAAGGAAGUGACCAAGUUGAAGCUUCAGAUACCAUCAAAACACAAAGCUGAUGCAGAAGAGAAAGAUUCACACAAAAGUCAGCAGGCCGGUAAGUCCUCAAGAAACAUACCCGACGCCGUGAAGGAAAAAAUGCCUCAGUUAUAUAUGAGCAGCUCGAUUGAAAAUUGUGUUGAGGUGAGAGAAUUUAAGGCUCUUUUUAACGGGCUUGCUCUGGAAGAGAAGCUCUGUUUGCUCUGUUUUGCUGUGUUCCCUGAAAAAGCUAUUAUCAAGAAGAGGCUGAUGGUCCACUGGUGGAUAGCAGAAGGUUUCAUGCCACCAAGACAACAAGAUGCCAAUCGGAAAACUGCUGAGGAGUUUGCUGAUGAGUACUUUGAGAAGCUAACAAGAUUGGGAUUCAUUGAGCCAGUGAAUAAAAAGCGUAGCCUCUAUGUGGGAUGUUACAAAAUGCAACCUUUUGUUAGGCUUGCACUGAUCACGAUGGCUGAAAAAGCCAAGUUCUUUAAUUUUGACAAGGAGGGUAAUCCAACUGAGGAUUUUUCUGGCACAUUGCAGGCGUGCUUGAUGGGCAGAGGUCUGUUGGACUAUCAAGAUUUACAGAACGAGCGCGCAAAUCCAGAUUUGGAGAAACUUCAUGCUGUGUUCAAUGUCAAUGAGGCGAUCCUUGACUUUAAGCCCGAAUGGUUUUCAAUGAUGAAGAAUCUGAAUUUUCUUCAUCUAGGAAGUUGGAAAGUGUCACCCACUGAUCACAUUGAGGUUGACGAGUCCCAUUUCUUGAAUGGAUUGAGCAGUAUGGAGCAUUUGAAGUUCUUUAGUCUUCAAGGAGUUUCGAGAAUAAUGGAGCUUCCUGAAUCCAUUUCAAAUUUGUCAAAUUUGAUAAUCUUGGACCUGAGAGCCUGUCACAGCCUUGAGUCAAUUCAUGAAGGUAUCCGCUAUAUGAAGAAUUUAACAUACCUGGAUAUCUCCGAGUGCUAUUUGCUAGAGCGUAUGCCCAAAGGUAUUUCUAUGCUCUCAAAUCUACGCGUGCUGAAGGGGUUUGUCGUAAAAUCAGAGCAGGGCCAGGGCAAGGGCAAGGGCAAAAACACUUGCACUCUUAAAGACCUGGCACAAUUGAAAAAGCUGAUCAAAUUAAGCAUUUAUACUGGCCUUGUUGAAUUUCCCACUCGUAAGCAUCUUGAAGAUUUGCAGAAGAUAGAGGCUCUUAAGAAGCUUACCAUGGCAUGGGGUGGGACUCCACUGCAUACUGAAGAUGCUAGCAAGACUGAAGACUCUAUACAACUGACGAACCUGGAAAAACUGGACCUUAAGUCUUUCCCCAAGACUGCCACCCCCGGUUGGCUGGAGCCUUCCAGUUUGAAGUCACUAAAGAAACUAUACGUUCGAGGUGGGAAGUUCUCUGAUUUGGGGCAAUACCAGUAUCUUGAUCAGAAAGGACCAAAUGAACCAGCUAAAAACAAAUGGAACGUAGAAAUACUGCGACUCAAGUAUCUAAGUGAAAUAAAAAUGGAUUGGAGAGAGCUGCAAGACUUAUUUCCAAAUUUGAUUUAUUUGGAGAAAGUCAACUGCCCCAAGCUUUCUUUCUUCCCAUCUGAUGGAUAUGGAGUUUGGAUCAAUGAGGAGAAGUUAAAGCAGAUGCAAGUGAGGUCACAAUGAAUUUGUCAAACAUUCCUCGAAUAAUCUUGGAAUGCUGGGUGUAUGGUGGUUGCCUCUGAUCAAAAUUUCACCAUGAUAUUGGGGUUGUCUUUUUUUUGGAUUUGCUAGUAAACUUUUUUUCUUGUUUUUUUUUUUAAUUGCCAUCUAUGCUUACCAAUGUGUUAAUGGAUAUCUUUUAUUGCCUUUUUCUUCUAUGUUGAAGUAAUUGGUAUGGUUGUGUUUUUUGUUGAAUGUCUUGUCAAAUUUGUUGGACACUAUGAAUUGUAGAUAAUCAUAUCCGAAAUAUGUAUGAUUUUUGCAGCUA
This is a messenger RNA of Coffea eugenioides, 3183 nucleotides long. Its product is annotated as disease resistance RPP13-like protein 4. The record is from RefSeq and is a predicted model, not a curated record. NCBI's taxonomy places the organism in Eukaryota, Viridiplantae, Streptophyta, Magnoliopsida, Gentianales, Rubiaceae. The coding region runs from base 189 to 2879 and encodes 896 amino acids. The transcript has a single exon.